Messenger RNA from Pyrus x bretschneideri (Chinese white pear), 455 nucleotides. RefSeq names its product protein PYRICULARIA ORYZAE RESISTANCE 21-like. Bases 133 to 438 code for a protein of 101 amino acids. NCBI's taxonomy places the organism in Eukaryota, Viridiplantae, Streptophyta, Magnoliopsida, Rosales, Rosaceae. The transcript has 3 exons. Gene Ontology annotation, molecular function: metal ion binding. The record is from RefSeq and is a predicted model, not a curated record.
AAUAGUAUCAGGAAUGUUUCGAUAAAACUUUCUUAUUAUAAAAGUCGGUUUCGUGAGAGCAGUCGUCCCAUUCAAUCAUUUUAGUUCAGAAGUUCUCGUUCAGAUCCGAGCCUGAGAGCAUCCACUACUGCAAUGGGGGAAAAGGAAAAGGUUAGGACUAUGGAGCUGAAGGUGGAUCUUCAGUGUCACAAAUGCUACAAGAAGGUCAAAAAAGUUCUUUGUAAAUUCCCUCAAAUACGAGACCAAAUAUACGACGAGAAGCAAAACCACGUGGUGAUCAAAGUGGUAUGCUGCAAUCCAGAAAAGAUUAGGGACAAGAUUUGCUGCAAAGGCGGGAAUGCCAUCAAAUGCAUCAAGAUCAAAGAGCCCGAGAAGCCCAAUGAUGCAAGCCCACAGAUGACAAGCACAACCCUAAAGGUGUCUGCGAGCUUAAUGUGACUGUAAGCGUAAUGUGA